Molecule: messenger RNA, 2586 nt
Organism: Hevea brasiliensis (rubber tree)
Lineage: Eukaryota; Viridiplantae; Streptophyta; Magnoliopsida; Malpighiales; Euphorbiaceae
Product: importin subunit beta-3
Exons: 10
Coding region: 47-2296 (749 amino acids)
Biological process (GO): protein import into nucleus
Cellular component (GO): cytoplasm; nucleus
Molecular function (GO): nuclear import signal receptor activity
Source: RefSeq, a predicted model, not a curated record
UCCUUUUCUUUUUUCAAGAGAUUCUGUGAGAUCACACAAAAUCCAGAUGGAGUCUUCCCAAUUCUCAGAGCAAUUGCAAAUCCAAGCAUGUGAGAUUUUGAGCUCCAAUGAUGUCAAACCAAUGGAAAACCUCUUCUCUUUUCUGUUUUCUCCUCAAGAACGACGAAGAACCCAUGCCUAUAAUCUCCUCCGCUGUUCUAAAGAUCACUUCCUAUGUCUUCUUUUUUUAAAGCUUUUAUACCUUCUUAGGUUUUCCUCUAAAAUUGACACCCGUGCAAAUUCCGUGCUUGUCCUCAGUUGUGUUAAAGUUCAAAACGUGUGGCCCAAGUUACUUCCUCAAGUUCAAGUCAAUCUGAAAAUCCAAUUUCUUGAUUGCCUUCGAAGGGAGGAUUUUAUGCCCGUUUUAAGGAUUCUCUGUGGGGUUGUAUCUGAUAUAGCUGGUGAAGUUUAUAAAGGUCAAGACCAAUGGCAAGAGCUUCUUGAUUUUUUAGGAAGGUCUCUUGCAUUGGAGAAUGACAAGUUUCAAGAAACUGCUUUGUUGGUGUUUGCUUAUAUUCCUUGUCAUUGUAGGAGGUCGAUUUGUAAAGCUUUAUUACCUCGAAUUGGGCUUUUGCAUGGGGGACUUUUUCGUGCAUUGGCUUCAAAAAAUGUUGAUGUAAAGAUUGCUGCUUUUGGAGCUGUCAUUAGUUUAUUGCCUUUGUUCUCAGGGUCUUUAGGGCGUGAUUGGUUCAAUGACUUGUUGCGGGAAAUGAUAAUGGGAAUCUUUGAUCUACUGAAAGCUGAAAAAGAGGAGUAUGCUCAAAAGGGUCUAAAGGAGUUAAUUUACUUGGUGAUGGAAGCGCCUCAAAUCUUGAGGCCCCACCUGAAUAAUUUAGUUUCAUACAUGCUUCAGAUUACUGAGAGUAGAAUUCAUAAGGAUGAAACGAAACAUUGUGCAGUUCAGUUCUUGAUGACCAUGAUAGAGGCCAAAGAUUUGGCACCCGCAAUGCGGAUGCUGCCCUUUGAAUGUAUGGUUGGGUUGUUCAUUCUUCCAAUGAGAAUGCUACUUGGUAUCCAAGAUGAUGUUGCGUGGUAUGAGAUGGGAAAUAUAGAGGGUGAUAAUGUAGGGAAAACUGACACCUAUAACUAUGGAAUCAAGUGCUUGAACCAGAUGUCAAUAGUUUUAGGUGGAAAGAACAUAGUGCCCAUUGCUUUUAAAUUUUUACCCGUGUAUAUGGAUGCACUAGAAUGGCAGGGACGUCAUGCUGGGAUAACUAUGCUUGGUGUGAUUUCUAAGGAGUGCUCAGAUGAAAUGAUAAUGUUGGAAGAUUAUUUGCAGCAAGCUGUGACCAUAAUUUUGACAUCGUUCCAAGAUUCUCACCCCAGAGUUUGUUGGGCAGCUUUUCAUUUUAUGCAACUGCCUACAGUUCUGGUUGGCGCAAUUCAAAUUCUUCAUCAUCCAAGGAUUGUGCCUGCACUUGUUGCUACACUUGACAAAAAACAAAAUCCUAGACUGGAGGAAGAAGUUGCCUCAGCACUGUUCUUCUUUGUGAAGUGCAUGUCUCAAGGUUGCUUAAUUAUGUGUAUGGAUUUGGAUAUUGUAUUAAGAAAAUUGCUUGCACUGCUACUGGGUAAUAACGGAACUGACAGAUGCAGAUCAAUUGCAUUGUGCACUUUCAACACUAUAGUAAAACAAAGUUCCGAAGCAUGUGUCAAGCACUGUGCUAUGUAUCUUCCAGUCUUAUUGGAAACCUGCACUGACCAGAAUUCAGAGCUCCGAAAGGAAGCUACAUUCGGAAUCCGGAUUUGUGCAGAGUUUGGUGGAUCUCAGUUCAAACCUUUUAUUAAAAGUGCCCUUUCAAAACUAAAUGUUGUAAUGGCAUAUCCUAAUCGAUCAUGUAUAGAGGACUUAAAGGCAUCUGAUAUUGCAGUUUCAGCUAUUGGAAAAAUAUGUGAGUUUCAUCGUGACAUCAUAAAUGCAACUAAGCUUGUUCCCACCUGGUUAAGCUUCUUGCCUAUCAAAGAGGAUUUAACUGAGGCCAAAUCUGUGCAUGAACAGCUUUGUUCGAUGGUUGAAAGGUUAGACAGAGAACUUUUCGGGCCCAGUUGCGAACACCUUUAUAAAAUUGUUGUUGCUUUUCUUGAGGUUAUUAGUCAGGGAAGCAAUUUGGCCACAGCACACACUGCGAGACGAAUGAUAGAUUUGCUAAAGCAAAUAUGGAGAAUAUUCCCACAAACUGUGUUGAACCCAAUCUUGUUCUCAUUGAACGCCAAGCAGCAAGAAGUGCUAGCAAAUGUUGUUGGCUUUUUUAUCUAAUAACCUAAUCAUCAAAAUUUUCUUGCAGAGUAAUUCCCAUAUACCAACACAGGAAAGUCUCUUUUACUCUAUUACUAGAAUCUUGAUACAGGCUACAAAGAAGGUUUUUUCUUGUGAAGUUUCAGAACAGCAAUGUACUACAUGUGCAGUCUGGAGAGAAGCAAUUGUAGAAAACAAUGAGAAAAAUAUAGACUUUAUAGGAUCUUAUUGAUGUAGAAAUAGUGACAUGAAUAUUAACUAGGAAAAUUUCUGAAAUUUAAUUGAGAGUUUAUAUUUUCUGUUGAAGUCAA